AUGAUGCUGAGGGCCGACGACCACGGCGGACGCCCCCCGAACAGGGUAUUUCUCAGUGCUGCGCUCCGUUGCUGUGCCGCUCUUGGUGCCGUUAAUCUGGGGCGAGAGGUGCACGCCAUCGUGGUGCGGAACGCCGGCUGUCCCGUGCACCGGCGCCAUACCGAGACCUCCCUCAUCGAUUUCUAUGGAAGAUGCGGGUUUCUCCAAGAUGCACGUCUUGUGUUCGACAGAAUGCCCGAGAAAGACGUAGUAACUUAUACCGCCAUGUUAUCGGCCCACGCCGACCGCGACGGUUUCGAACACGAUAUGACAGCGCUGUUCCGGGAGAUGCUAUGCUGCGGCGUCGAGCCAAACGCUCACACUCUCACGACUGUUCUCCGUCGGGUGACCCUGCCGCAGGGCCGCCAGAUCCACUGCCACGCCGUCAAGAGGAAUUUGCAGUCAGGCGCGUACACCGGUAAUGCUCUGGUGGACAUGUACGUCAAGCAUGGUGCGGUGGACUGCGCCGAGAGGGUCUUCGCGGGCAUCAGUAACAAGGAUACGGCCUGCUUCAACAGUCUGUUGACCGGUCGAGGAAGGCGUGGAAGCGCGACCGGCCUCGUCGCCGCAUUCCUUGAUAUGGGUCUAGCGGGACUCGUAGGGACCCAAGCUACCUACGUUUCUCUGCUGAAUGGAUCCGCGGCCCUUGGCCUCCCAAGCCUGCCGGAACAGCUUCAUGCGCAGGUCGUAGUGAACGGUUUCGUUUCCGACCAGAUGGUACAAGGAGCCCUACUCGACGCGUACGCGAAAUCCGGUUAUCUGGGGGCAGCUUGCGCCGUCUUCAGCCAGUUGGGCGGCGCUGGGGCGAACGUCGUCCCUUGGAAUUCCAUGAUCAGUGCAUACGGGAAGCAUGGGCGGGGCAGAGAAGCUCUCGAAGUCUUCAGGCAGAUGGAGGCAGCCGGCGCUCGUCCCGACUACAUCACUUUUACUUGCCUCCUGUCAGCGUGCAGCCACUCCGGCCUGGUGGAUGAAGGAUGGAGGCUGUUCAAGCUGAUGGUUGACGCUUACAGAAUUCCCCUGCGGGACGAGCACUAUUGCUGCGUGGUGGACAUGCUGGGCCGCUCGCGUCGGACGCGGGAGGCCCACGAGUUCAUCCUCGCGCUGAAUCACAAGGUCGAUGCUUCUGUCUGGGGGGCCCUGCUGAACUCCUGCAGAAUCUGGGGAGACGUCCAUGUCGCGGAGGCCGCCGCCGAGAGGCUGUUCGAACUGGAGCCGCACAGCUCCGGUUCGUACAUGGCACUUGCAGCCAUCUAUGCGGCACACGGGCGGUGGGGGGACGCCGCAGCUGUCAGGGCGCUGAUGAAGCAGCGUGGGGUAAAGAAGACGGUAGGGCGCAGCUGGACGGAGACUGACAGUGUGGUCCACAACUUUAGAUCGGGGGAAGCCUACCAGCUUCCCGCAUCACUGCAGAAUUGA
Spirodela intermedia is the source of this 1455-nucleotide messenger RNA. The record is from the annotation of a GenBank genome assembly. Lineage: Eukaryota; Viridiplantae; Streptophyta; Magnoliopsida; Alismatales; Araceae.